Messenger RNA from Penicillium angulare, 759 nucleotides. RefSeq names its product putative nucleoside-diphosphate-sugar epimerases. The record is from RefSeq and is a predicted model, not a curated record. Bases 1 to 759 code for a protein of 252 amino acids. The transcript has 2 exons. NCBI's taxonomy places the organism in Eukaryota, Fungi, Ascomycota, Eurotiomycetes, Eurotiales, Aspergillaceae.
AUGCAUCUGAUCCUUACCGGUGCGACCGGCCUAGUCGGCUCUGCCGUGCUGGAUGCCAUGCUCAACAACAGCGCCAUCUCCAAAAUCUCAAUUUUGAGCAGAAGACCAGUACAGAUGGCAGAGGAUGCAAAGGACCCACGAGUAAACUUCAUCAGUCACAAAGACUUCGAAUCAUAUUCACCAGAGUUACUUGAGCAAUUGAAAGAUGCCGACGGUUGUGUUUGGGCCCUGGGAACGAGUCAAAACAACGUGAACAAAGAACAAUAUAUCAAGAUCACAAAGGACUAUGCCCUAGCUGCCGCCAAAGCAUUUUCCACUCUCAAACCCUCCAACCCUCCUUUCCGUUUUAUCCAUGUGUCAGGCGAAGGAGCCACACAAGAUCCAGGAUAUUUUUCACCAAUUUUCGCCAGAACCAAGGGUGAAGUUGAAUCUCUACUUGGAGACCUGUCAGCAAAAGACCCGAACGCUUUCAGAGCUGACAGCGUGAGGCCCGCGUUUGUUGACCCGGAAGUCCAUCAUGCGAUCAAACCUUAUGUUCCCGGUGUCAGCUUCGUGCAAAAACUUUCCGUUACCCUCCUUGGUCCUGGAAUCAAGUAUAUUUACAAGUCCAUGCAUUCACCCACCAACUAUCUCGGUCCCUUCUUGACGGAGAUGGCUAUGGGUCGAAUGGAUGCGAAAUUGUCUGGAUCGGGAACUUUCGAGCUUGGUGGUGGCUGGGUUGUGGAGAACAAGGGUAUGCGAAGAAUGUUGGGUCUGUGA